UCGCCGGGUUAGCUAAACGCAAGUUGCACCAAACGAAGCCAAGUGCUUUAGAUGCAUUGCUAACUAUGGCGUCUAUAUGAGUGUUCCAUGACAAAUGAGAUGACAAAUGGACGCCCAAAUACUUUAUAGAGCAUGCUGAGGCUAUAGGCCGAAGUGAGCAAUAUGAAGCAAAGGCUAGCCGACGGAAUGCAGUCUGCUCCGACAGAUGGCGAUGCGACAGGUUGCAUGUGUUAGCACCUAUCCAAGCCACUCUAGUUCAUCGCUGGACUUCAUUUUAGCCUUGUUUUAAUACAUACAUGUAACAGUUUGCACAGCACUAAAUGUGCAUUGUAAUGCAGGCGGUUCAGCUUCUACGACGCUGCAGGAAGAGAAAAGCAAGAGUGCAUCUACUGACGUCAAAUCCAAUGGGGCUGCUUCAUGUGAUAAGGACGAGAAUGAAACAUGCACUCUUCCCGAGGAGGCUCCCAGUGAUCAAGCUUUAGGUCAGAGUCUGCCUCGGUUAAAGGAGCCACCCAAUGACUGCAAUGACCACAAGGAACAAGCUAGAAGUGAUUGUGCUUCCUGCAAUGAGUUGAAGGAGAAACUAAACAACAUGGAGGAAAAACUUGGACUGCUGCAUGAUACUGUGACAAAACUGCAGCAAAGGAAUGACCGUCUUGAAAGUCAGCUUGAUGCAUCCAAGUUGCAGUUGCUUACACUAGAAACAAUUCAGGAGUCGCCCAAGAGCUGUAUGUUUUACACUGGGUUACCGCGCUAUGAAGUUUUUCAUUCGUUGCUGCAAUACCUUACACCUAGGGCUGAUGAGAUGUCUUACUGGAACUGGGAAAAAAAGCCAAAAUGAAACUCGUGGCCGGCCGAAAGAAACUGAAUUAGCCAUGGAAUUUUUGAUGGUUCUUGUGCGGCUUAGGACUGGAAUGCGUGGAAAGGAGCUCGCGCGCAACUUCAGUAUAUCCGAAAGCCAAGUGAGCCGUAUUUUCACAACGUGGAUAAACUUCCUAGAGAGGGAGCUUCGGCACCUUAACCAUAUACCUUCACGAGAACAAAUUCUGCCUCACCUCCCAAAAUCUUUUCGACAUUUCGAAAACACGAGGCUUAUUUUGGAUGCCACGGAGGUCAGAAUACAGCGACCAUCGUCUCAAAGUGCGCAGCGCCAGACAUUUUCUUCCUACAAACACUACAAUACGUAUAAAGUCCUUAUUGGGUGCACACCUGACGGAUACAUAGCAUUUGUAUCUCGUUUGUGGGGAGGCUCUGUAUCGGAUAAAAAUAUUCUGCAGUGUAGUGGGCUUCUGGAUGACUUGGAGCCUGGUGAUGCUAUUAUGGUUGAUAAAGGGUUCACAUUCCCCUACUUGCCUCCUGAACUGACAGUAUACAGGCCUCCAUUUCGAGAACGACAUGAAAUGCAAAUGAAUGCCCAAGAUGUAUUAGAGACAAGGCGCAUUGCAUCGGCAAGGGUUCAUGUAGAAAGAGUGAUCGCACGUGUCAAAAGCUUCCAUAUCCUAGACAGGCCAUUUCCAAUUUGUAUGAUGGACAUUGCUGAGCACAUCUUCAAAGUGUGCUGCUUUUUAAGCAAUUAUCGAAAUGUACUCAUUAAGGACACCGACUAACAAGGAUGAAAAUAAUGCCUCGAGCAAUGCCACCUGCAAACUGCAGGUAGCCGUGAUCCUCAUUCCCAGAGCUUCCACAAGUUAUAGCUUGAAUAAGUCUAAGCACGCCGUGCAUAGCAUAGCAGCGAUUCUCAUUGCAUGAUCCCCUUCUUGAUCUAUACGUUUGCGCUUGUCAAGAAUUAAGGUAGCUAUACAAUUCAUAUAGAUAAGUUACGUAUAUGCUUUCCAUACUCCUUGAUUAUACACUUUAUUCGUGUCUGCUGGUGUUGUUACUCAACGCCUUUCCAUAGCCUCCAGAAGCUGUACAGACACGGGUUAUAUUUCGCAGAUUUCUCGAUCGCCUGAUUGAUAUAAUAUUAAUAUUGAAUAUC
Molecule: messenger RNA, 1978 nt
Organism: Dermacentor silvarum
Lineage: Eukaryota; Metazoa; Arthropoda; Arachnida; Ixodida; Ixodidae
Exons: 3
Coding region: 756-1607 (283 amino acids)
Source: RefSeq, a predicted model, not a curated record